UGGGGAGGAGGAUGGGCUGAUGCGGUACAACAGGAUGUGGAGUUGGGUGGACGUAUCGAUAACUCGCUACCUAUCAGCGGUGUCAAUGUCGGCCUCUGUGGAAGCAGGCACACGCAGGACGCUGCUGCUGCUGCUGGCCAAUUGGAGGCAGUCGCCUUCCGGCAACAACGCAGAGCAGAGGAGCGACGCUCACAACAGCGAAGCGGAGCGCCGGGUGGCUAAAACGCAGCAAGUUUGCGCAGCGGGGAGCACAGGGCGAACCAAGAGGACCCGGAGAAAAAUCCACGCCACCACGGGAAGAGCAUGCAGACUCCGAAUACACCGCAGGCGUCAGGGUCGGGAUCGAACACCCACGACCUCCAGCACUAUGACCUCGCCAACGCGGCAGAGCCGAAUAAUAAUUCCCACCAUCAAAUCGAGCUGCGGUUAGGGACGCGACGUUGUGGCUUAAUACCUGCGUCAAGCAUCUGCAGGAAGAUCUGAGAAGCCAGAAUUUAAUAUUGGAAGGUCAGAACCUCCGUGGGCAAACCCGGAGGAUCCGGAGAAAAAUCUACGCCACCACGGGAAGAGCAUGCAGACUCCGAAUAUACCGCAGGCGUCAGGGUCGGGAUCGAACCCACGAUCUCCAGCACUAUCACCUCGCCAACACGGCAGAGCCGAAUAAUAAUUCCCACCAUCAAAUCGAGCAGCGGUUAGGGACGCGACGUUGUGGCUUAACAACUGCGUCAAGCAUCUGCAGGAAGAUCUGAGAAGCCAGAAUUUAAUUUUGGAAGGUCAGAACCUGCGUGGCACGCGGCCCAGCUCAAGGUGAUGUUCGUCGGGGGGCUUAACCAGCGCGAGGAUUACCACAUCGAGGAGGGCGAGGAGCUCUUCUUCCAGAUCAAGGGCGACAUGUGUCUGAAGAUAAUGGAACGCGGCCAGAGGCGGGACAUCCACAUCAAGGAGGGAGAGAUGUUUUUGCUGCCAGCUCGCGUCCCGCACUCGCCCCAGCGCCGCGCGGGCACCAUGGGUCUCGUGAUAGAACGCGAGCGCCAGGAGUCAGAGCUCGAUGGCCUCAGGUACUACGUUGACGGAUCACAGGAGGUGCUGUUCGAGCGAUGGUUCCGCUGUGAAGACCUGGUCACCCAGCUCGCUCCCAUCAUCAAAGAGUUCUUCACUUCUGAGCAGUGCCGGACCAGGACACCCCUUACCGCUGCACAGAGAGUGGAUCCCCCGUUCCCGUUGGAGGUGGAGCGCGAGGUGGAGCCUCCGUUGCCCUUCUCCCCGUGGCUGCAGCGCCAGCGCGUGAACCUGCUGGAGGGGCGUGCCCAGCGCCCCUUCAAGGGCCGCUACGAAACCCAGCUUAAAAUCUACGGAGCCGGGCAGAGCGAGGGUGACGGGGAGGAGGCUGACACGUGGAUCUGGCAGAUGGAGGGGACUUCUCGAGUGGCAGUCGGAGACGUGACUCUGCCCCUGGGUCCCGACGACAGCUUGCUGAUACCCGCAGGGACCAGGUACCAGUGGAAACGAGAUGUGGGCUGUACGAGUCUCUACCUGGUGCAGAAUCCCUCUCGCAAGCUGCCCUACAAUUCCCACUGACGCAGCUAAAAAUCAAAUCAAGCUCUCGAAUCAUUUGUCCGUUUGGUAUGAACGCCGUAAAAAUGUUUAACUAUUUAAAUUUGACAAGGCCCACUGAGCUAUAUAGCUCUUACUCAGAAGGGACGUGGCCACAAAUGAUAGGUCAAUGAAGUGGAUAAUCGUGUCGAAAUGUAUAGCAGCCACAUUACACUCACCGCAUGUUGAUUCUAA
Molecule: messenger RNA, 1788 nt
Organism: Petromyzon marinus (sea lamprey)
Lineage: Eukaryota; Metazoa; Chordata; Hyperoartia; Petromyzontiformes; Petromyzontidae
Gene: HAAO
Product: 3-hydroxyanthranilate 3,4-dioxygenase
Biological process (GO): 'de novo' NAD+ biosynthetic process from L-tryptophan; quinolinate metabolic process
Cellular component (GO): cytoplasm
Molecular function (GO): 3-hydroxyanthranilate 3,4-dioxygenase activity; iron ion binding
Source: RefSeq, a predicted model, not a curated record